AGUUAGGAAAGUUCCGAUUUCCCACCUUCCUCGAACGCAGCAUUGUACUGGAGGCUGCGUAACAGUCUAGUGACGUGGAGAAUCUACCAGCAACCUACGCCAAAACUUUGCAAACUAUGAAGAAAUUGCGCACCAAAUUGCUUGUUGGUGGAUAGUGACUCAAGUAAUUGAGGAUACUCGGUGUUUGGUUGAUAUUUGGAGGGAACUUUUUUUUUUUUUUUUUAAACAUUAUACAAAUGCGGAUAGCCUUUAGCCUUUAGCUGAUAUGACGACAGAGAGAAGCUGUGCAUGGAUAGCGUAAGGAAGUUCAGCAAGUCAAGUGUAUUGGUAUCACAGGAUUCAAACUAUGACACCGGUUGAACCGGACGCGAAUUGCUGGGAAGAAGCUGGAAUUUAAAGAACGGUAACUCUCGUUGACCAGUUUAUUACUUGCUAACGUUAGCCUCUCUGCGGAGAAGGGAUAUCUCGAGCUGUCAAAAUGGGCUCUCUGCUGCGGGGAGAAGAAAUGUGUUUGGCCCAACUAUUUCUCCAGUCCGGAUCGGCAUACGACUGUAUCGGGGAUCUUGGAGAACUAGGCAUAGUGGAAUUCCGAGAUCUUAAUCCCAGUGUUAAUGCAUUUCAACGAAAAUAUGUUAAUGAAAUCAAAAGAUGUGAAGAGAUGGAGAGGAUCCUCGGGUAUCUCUUGAGGGAAAUUAAGAAAGCUGACAUUUCAUUGCCAGAAGGCGAUGUUAAUCCUGCAGCUCCUUUACCGAAGCAUGUGAUGGGUAUAAUGGAGCAACUACAAAGGCUGGAAGUAGAGUUAGGUGAAGUCAUGAGGAAUAAGGAAAGAUUGCAAAAGAAUCUAUUGGAGCUAACAGAGUACACACAUAUGCUGCGCAUCACUUGUAAUUUUGUGCAGAGAAGUGCUGAGAGAGAGCAGGUGCAAGUCACAUAUGAGGAGUUUCCUUUCUUAGAAAAAGACACAAUGAUGGAUUACAGCAGCAUGCAGGGGCUAGGAGCCAAACUGGGUUUUGUUUCUGGGCUCAUCCAGAGGGCAAAGAUCGAGGCGUUUGAACGGAUGCUGUGGAGAGUGUGUAAAGGCUUCACCAUUCUCAGUUAUGCUGAAGUCGAGGAGUAUCUUGAAGAUCCUGACACUGGUGAGCCCACAAAAAGUGUGGUGUUCCUCAUCUCCUACUGGGGAGAACAGAUUGGCCAUAAAGUAAAGAAGAUUUGUGACUGUUACCACUGCCAUGUGUAUCCUUAUCCCAAUAGCAAUGAGGAGAGGAACAGCGUUGUGCAAGGACUAAAUACUCGCAUUCAGGACCUGCAUACUGUACUUCAUAGAACUGAAGAUUACUUGAAACAGGUCCUGAUGAAGGCCUCAGAAUCGGUCUACACAUGGGUCGUGCAGGUCAAAAAGAUGAAAGCUAUCUACUACAUUCUCAAUCAGUGUAGUUUUGACGUCACCAACAAGUGUCUGAUUGCUGAAGUCUGGUGUCCUGUCGAUGAGCUUCCCACCCUGAGAAGAGCACUUGAAGAUGGAUCGAGAAAAGGCGGCUCAACAGUGCCUUCUUUUGUUAAUCGCAUACCCACAAAUGAAACCCCACCAACACUGAUAAGGUCCAAUAAGUUCACUGUUGGCUUCCAGAACAUUGUGGAUGCCUAUGGAGUGGGGACAUACAGAGAAGUCAAUCCUGCUCCUUUUACAAUCAUUACAUUCCCUUUUCUGUUUGCCGUGAUGUUUGGAGAUAUGGGUCAUGGUCUUCUUAUGGCUGCCUUUGCGUUUUGGAUGGUGUUGUGUGAAAAUAACCGCAAAUUAAAGAACACCAGGAAUGAGAUCUGGAACACGUUUUUUGAGGGUCGGUACAUCAUCCUAAUGAUGGGCCUCUUCUCUGUGUACACCGGCCUGAUAUACAAUGAUUGCUUCUCCAAGUCCAUUAACAUCUUUGGCUCAGGAUGGAGUGUCAAGGCUAUGUUCACAGCAAAGGCAUGGAAUGACACGGUUGUCAAAGGGAAUGGCCUUCUUACUCUGGAUCCAAAUGUCACUGGAGUGUUCAGUGGACCAUAUCCUGUUGGAAUUGACCCAAUCUGGAACUUGGCAACGAAUCGUCUUACAUUCCUGAACUCCUAUAAGAUGAAGAUGUCAGUAAUAUUAGGAAUAAUUCACAUGAGCUUUGGGGUAAUCCUCAGCACUUUAAAUCACUUGCACUUCAGGAGAAAGUACAAUUUGUACUUGGUCUUUCUCCCUGAGAUUCUGUUCCUGCUGUGCCUUUUUGGAUACCUGGUGUUCAUGAUUCUCUACAAGUGGCUUUUCUUCUCUGCUAAAAAUUCCAGAGAGGCUCCUAGCAUCCUCAUUCAUUUCAUCAACAUGUUCCUCAUGCAGAGUGACUCAGUACAGCCCCUCUUCCCUGGACAGAGUGGAUUGCAGAUUUUUCUGGUAGUCAUCGCUGUUCUCUCUGUUCCUGUCUUGCUCCUCGGGAAACCACUCUACCUAUAUUGGCUUCAUAACGGAAGCCAUCGGGUGAAAAUGUACAGGGGUUAUGAGCGUGUACGUCACAACAGUGAAGAGGAGCUCUUCUUGUUGCGGACUCAUGACAUGGAGGAGGGCAGCAAUCACAAUGACCUCUCCUCUAGCGGAGAGCAGCACACAGAGGAGUUUGAUUUUGCAGAUGAGUUUCUACAUCAGGCCAUUCACACGAUAGAGUAUUGCUUGGGGUGCAUUUCCAAUACAGCCUCAUACCUCAGGCUUUGGGCUCUGAGUCUUGCACAUGCCCAGCUAUCUGAGGUGUUGUGGGCCAUGGUGAUGCGAGUGGGACUACGAAUGGAAUCAUUUCUCGGGGUUUUAUUCUUGGUGCCAGUGUUUGGCCUGUUUGCCGUUCUCACCGUGUCCAUCCUGCUGGUGAUGGAAGGCCUGUCCGCUUUCCUACAUGCCCUUCGACUGCACUGGGUGGAGUUUCAGAAUAAGUUCUACCGUGGAACAGGAGUAAAGUUUUAUCCCUUUUCUUUCUCUCUCCUUCCCUCCAACUUUGAACAAGAAGGUUUACUGUGAAGUAAAGGACAUUUUCUUGGGUUAUUUAAUGCCAAACUGUGAUUAUUCCAGUGAUUUCAUUUGAUCUCACCCCUUUCACCAUGUGUGCUGAACUGAAAAGGGGGCCACAUCAACCGAUCGCAUUUAAGAACACUGCCAGAAUGAGAUAUACCAAAACUGCUGUUGUUCUAUUUAUAUUUGUAUAGUAAAUAUCAAAGAUUGUUUUCUACCACAAUCAGUAUACUGUUUCACUUCGGAGGUAAGUGAAAUAUUUUAUGUGGAACCAUAGAUUUCAUAAUUAUAUUGAAGGGGCGCGGGGCCGAUUAAUAGGGGGCCUGCAUUGUUGACGUGGCUGUCAAAGCUCAGACAAAGAGCUUUUUUUCGUUGAAAAAUGUUGUGAAUAAAUGCUUAAAUCCCUGAAUUCUUUAUAGAUAUGGACGCAAAACAGUCUCUAUUCUUGGUUAAAAGCAAAAAAAAAAAAAAAGUGCAGUUAGCAUGUGGGGGCCGCCAUAUGUAAACAGAGCUUUUCCGGUAAAAAUUCUUGUGAAUAAAUGCUCAAAUCCCUGAAUUUUUUAUAGUUAUGGAUGUAAAACAGUCUCGAUUCUUGGUUAAAAGCAAAAAAAAAAGUGCAGGUAGCAUUUAUUUCAUGUAAAUAUUGCAAACUAUGAUGCCAGUCUGUCAGGAAAUUAGCGGCCGCCAUAUGUAAACAGAGAUUUUGCAGUGAAAAUUCUUGUGAAUAAAUUCUUAAAUCCCUGAGUUCUUUAUAGACACGGAUGUAAAACAGUCUCGGUUCUUGGUCUAAAGCAAAUUAAAAAAAAAAAAAAACGUGCAGUUAGCAUUUAUUUUACGUAAAUAUGUCGAAGUACGAUGCUAGUCUGUUAGACAAUAUGGCGGCAGCUAUAUGUAAAAAGAGCUUUUCCGGUGAAAAUUCUUAUGAAUAAAUGCUUAAAUCCCUGAGUUCUUUAUAGAUAUGGAUGUAAAACAGUCUCGAUUCUUGGUUAAAAAAACAAAAAAAAUGUGCAGGUAGCAUUUAUUUUACAUAAAUAUUACGAACUACGAGGCUAGUCUGUAAGGAGAUUACCGGCCGCCAUAUGUAAACAGAGCUUUUCCGGUGAAAAUUCUUGUGAAUAACUGCUUAAGUCCCUGAAUUUUCUAUAGAUAUGUACGUAAAACAGUCUCGAUUCUUAAUUAAAAGCAAAACAAAAAAAAACGUAAAUAUUGCGAACUAUGAGACUAGCCUGUAAAGAAAUUAGCGGCCGCCAUGUGUGAACAGAGCCUUUCCCGCGAAAAUUCUUGUGAAUAUAUGCUUAAAUCCGCGAAUUCUUUAUAGAUAUGGAUGUAAAACAGUCUUGAUUCUUGGUUAAGAGCAACAACAACAACAAAAAACGUGCAGUUAGCAUUUAUUUUGACGUAAAUAUGUUGACGUACAAUGCUAGUCUUUUAGUCAAUGUAGCUGUCGCCUUAUGUAAACAGAGCUUUUCUGGUGAAAAUGCUUGUGAAUAAAUGCUUAAAUCCCUGAAUUCUUUAUGGAAAUGGACGUAAAACAGUCUCGAUUCUUGGUUAAAAGCAAAAAAAAUUGUGCAUGUAGCAUUUAUUUUACGUAAAUAUUGCGAACUAUGACGCUAGUCUGUAAGGAAAUUAGCGGCCGCCAUAUGUAAACAGAGCUUUUCUGGCUAAAAUUCUUGUGAAUAAAUGCUUAAAUCCCUGAAUUCUAUAUAGAUAUGGAUGUAAAGCAGUUUUGAUUCUUGUUUAAAAUAAUUAAAAAAAACGUAAAUAUUGCGAACUAUGAGGGUAGUCUGUAAGGAAAUUAGCUUCCGCCAUAUGUAUUUUCGUUGAAAAUUCUUGUGAAUAAAUGCCUAAAGCCCUGAAUUUUUUCUAGAUAUGGACGCAAAACAGUCUCGAUUCUUGGUUAAAAGCAAAACAAAACAAAAAAAAAAACUUGCAGGUCGCAUUUAUUUUUACGGAAAUAUGUCGAACUACAAUGCUAGUCUGUUAGUCAAUGUGGGGGCCGCCAAAUGUAAACAGCUUUUCUCGUGAAAAUUCUUGUGAAUAAAUGCUUAAAUCCCUGAAUUUUUUUAGAUAUGAGUGUAAAAGUCUCGAUUCUUAGUUAAAAACAAGAACACCGUGCAGGUAGCAUUUAUUUUACGUAAAUAUUGCGAACUAUGAGGCUAGUCUGUAAGGAGAUUAGUGGCCGCCAUAUGUAAACAGCUUUUCCGGUGAAAAUUCUGGUGAAUAAAUGCUUAAAUCCCUGAAUUCAUCGAUAUGGACGCAAAACUGUCUCGAUUCUUGGUUAAAACCAAAAAAAAAAAAAAAAAAAAAAAAAAAAACUUGCAGUUUGCAUUUAUUUUUACGUAAAUAUGUCGGAGUACGAUGGUCAUCUGUUAGUCGAUGUGGGGGCCGCCAUAUGUAAAAAGAGCUUUUCCGGUGAAAAUUCUUGACUAAAUGCUUAAAUACCUAAAUUCUUUUUAGACAUGGACGUAAAACAGUCUCGAUUCUUGGUUAAAAAAAAAAAAAAACGGGCAGUUUGCGUUUAUUUUACGUAAAUAUGUCGAAGAAAGAUGCCCGUCUGUAGCGGUUAAUUUCUCCAAUUGAUUUUUUUUCACAACGUUUCAAAAUGCCUGCAUGGUACGAAAAAUAUCAUGAUUAACUUGAAUCCUCGAACAAAUCACUCCUGAGACGACCCUUCCUGUUUGUAUGCGGUACAGCUUUUGGACUUUUUCAACCUAAAUCCAGCGUUGGAUCACUACAUGUGUCGCUGCGACCGACUGCAAAUAACUGAAGCGGAUUGUGGGAUGGCUCCCGGCUUGAAGGCUUUGCGCAGUGGCUGACCGAUGUGACCCGUCAAUACAAUUAUGAAGUUUAUGGUGGAAACCUUGAUUUUUCUUGUCGUGACUGAGGGCGCUUUCACCUAGCAGUGUUAAGGUCAAUGUUAAACGGACCAGAGUUCUUUUUCCUCAGAUUUUCCGCUUGGUUUUGUAAAUGCGAACGCGCAUCCGAACUCUAGUUCGGACCAAAAAACCGAAUCCUGGUCCGUUCAAUACACAGAAUCAGGUUCUACUGUGGCGGUUGUGUUUUGCAUGCUGUUGCUGAACAUACUGUGUGAAAAUGACCGUGCCAUACACUGCUGGCCAAAAGCAUUGGCACCCGAGGAAUUCUGGUAGAAAAUGCUCAAUUUCUCCCAGAAACUGAUUGCAAUUCCAAAUGCUUUGGUCGUUAUAUCUUCAUUUACUUUACAUGCAAUGAAAAAACACAGAAGACAAUGAAAAAAAAAUGUAAUCAUUAUGAUUUUACACAAAACUCCAAAAAUGGGCCGUACAAAAUUAUUGGCACCCUCAAUCUAAUACUUGGUAGCACAACCUUUAGACAAAAUAACUGCAAACAACCGCUUCCGGUAUCCAUCAAUGAGAUUCUUACAAUGCUCUUUUGGAAUUUUAGACCAUUGUUCUUUGGCCAACUGCUCCAGGUCUCUGAGAUAUGAAGGGUGCCUUCUCCCAACUGCCAUUUUCAGAUCUAUCCAAAGAUGUUCUAUUGGAUUCAGGUCUGGGCUCAUUUUAGAAGUCUCCAGUGCUUUCUCUCCAACCAUUUUUUAGUGCUUUUUGAAGUGUGCUUUAGGUCAUUGUCCUGCGGGAAGACCCAUGACCUCUGAAGGAGACCCACCUUUCUCACACUGGGACCUACAUUAUGCUGCAAAAAUUGUUGGUAGUCUUCAGACUUCAUAAUGCCAUGCACACGGUCAAGCAGUCCAGUGCCAGAGAUAGCAAAGCAACCCCAAAACAUCAGUGAACCUCCGCCAUGAUGGCUGUGGGGACCGUGUUCUUUUCUUUGACGGCCUUGUUUUUUUCCUUGUAAACACUAUGUUGAUGCCUUUUCCCAAAAAGCUCUACUUUUGUCUCAUCUGACCAGAGAACAUUCUUCCAAAACGUUUUUGGCUUUCUCAGGUACGUUUUGGCAAACUUCAGCCUGGCUUUUUUAUGUCUCUGGGUCAGAAGUGGGGUCUUCCUGGGUAUCCUACCUUAGAGUCCCUUUUCAUUCAGACACCGACGAAUAGUACGGGUUGACACUGUUGUUCCUUCGGACUGCAGGAUAGCUUAAACUUGUUUGGAUGUUAGUCGAGGUUCUUUAUCCACCAUCCGCGCAAUCUUUCGUUGAAAUCUCUUGUCAAUUUUUCUUUUCCGUCCACAUCUAGGGAGGUUAGCCACAGUGCCUUGGGCUUUACACUUAUUGAUGACACUGCGCACAGUAGACACAGGAACAUUCAGGUGUUUGAAGAUGGACUUGUAGCCUUGAGAUUGCCCAUGCUUCCUCACAGUUUUUUUUCUUAAAUCCUCAGACAGUUCUUUUGUCUUCUUUCUUUUCUCCAUGCUCAAUGUGGUACAAGGACACAGGACAGAGAUUGAGUCAACUUUAAUCCAUUUUAACUGGCUGCAAGUGUGACUUAGUUAUUGCCACCACCUGUUAUGUGCCACAGGGAAGUAACAGGUGCUGUUAAUUACACAAAUUAGAGAAGCAUCACAUGAUUUUUCAAAGAGUGCCAAUACUUUUGUACGGCCCAUUUUUGGAGUUUUGUGAAAAAUGUUUUUUUUUUUUAUUCUCUUUUGUUCUCUUUUGUCUCUUCUGUUUUUUUAAUUUCAAGCAAAAUAAAUGAAGAUGUUACUACCAAAGCAUUUGUAAUUGCAAUCAUUUUCUUUGAGAAAUUGAGCAUUAUCUGACAGAAUUGCACGGGUGCCAAUAUUUUUGGCCAACUGUGUAAAUAGGCAGAGCCUCUCGGGGCGGCUGUUUCGUGAGUCUCACUCUCCUGGAAGUUGGCGACAAUUUGAAGGUCCAAAGCGUCAAGAAAGUGAAAGCGAUUGUUUGACUUGGUGUACUACGUGGUUCACUCCAGUUCACAUUUGACAUUUUCUGUGGAAACAUGGUUGGAAUGGCCCGACCCCUGCUCUAGUGUGAAAGCGCCCUAAGUGGUUCUUUAUUUCAGAUAUGAGAAAACAUAUCAAGUUGAAAAUUAAUGAGCAGAAAUUGUAAAAAACAGAUUUUUUUGUGUGCAGUUAAUCUUUUUUUUUCUUGUAGGAUUUGUACUAAAACAACCAUUUUUUGCAUUUCCUCCCACACAUUUCUUAUUAGGUACCCUAGUUUCAAAUUUUUUUUUUUUUAUUUGUCCAUCCAUCCCUUUCGGUUUUACGCAACAAUUAAUCUUUUCCCAAAUAACAAUUUUGGCAGAUUUGUUUUCCAUACACCUCGUAGAGAGUAAGCUACUAUUUAAAGGGAUCCACGGAUAGAAAGACUUGUAGUUCUUAAAAGAUAAACGUUAUGAGUUAAAAUAAUUUGAUAUUGAAACCUCUCUUGAUGUUUUGGUUUUUAUAAGACUUGUAAAAUUAGUUUAACUAGUAGGUUGCCAUUAUUGUCGACGACGCAGGGCGGUGACGUCACAUGGUUACUCUGCCGGAUUUCCAAAGUAAGGGCCCAAAUACACCAGAUGCAUGAUUGUUGCGGUUCCGGUCCGACUCCGGUGAAAAAAUAGCGCCGGAGCCAAUCCGUUUCCAUUAUAUCCUAUUGUUCAACGUAUACCGGCCGCGCCAGUGCUCCGGAUUGACUGCGGGCCAUCUCCAGCAUGCCGAAGCCAUCCGGAUGGUAUAGGCUAUUUUCUAUUUUUGCCGGACACGCAUCUGACAAAAUGGGCGGAGCUGGACCUGGACGUAACAGCCCGGUUGCUUAUUCACGGUUUAAACACCAGCGAACAUGGACGAAGAACGUUUCAUCAUGGAGGUGGAAACCCACAAAAUCAUUUAUGAUGCAGCAGAUCCUUUCUAUAAGGACAAUAUAAAAAAGGAAGCUGCAAGGUGUCCUAUUAUGUGUUUUUCUGGCAAUGAUAUCAAACACACGACGUGCUGACAACUUUAAGCGAAAAAAAAAAAGCGUAUCUGGAAGUGGUUCCACUGCAGAAAUUCUCGUGCCCGGCGCACACACAAUGUCGGUUUGUGUACAGAGUUGAGGGGGAAAAGUACGAAAGAGAAUAGACACCCACAAGUUUCGACCUGGUGGUCUAUUCAAGAAGAUUCUCUUUCUUUUCUACAUUUUACUUGACUUUUCAUUGAAAAACCAACAGUUUGCGCUGGGGCACAGGAAUCUGCAGUGUUGAGACACCAAUUCCAAGUACGCGGUUUUUUAGUUCAUGUAGUAUAUAAUUCGCUAUCCAGUUUAUAAAUAUUACAGCUUAUUUAACAUUUUUUAUAACAGUUCUAUGAGAUGUUAUGUGCCAUGAAUUUUAAAUGUGCCCAAAGAUAUAAACCCACCGACACAACCAAGGGCAAAAUAGAGCUCUGCCCCCCUACCCCCAACACAUGGAGCCCUGAUCUCAACAUGAUGCAGACAAUCUGGAAUUAAGAGACAGACAUAACUAAAAUGUCAAUAUGCAAAGAAAAAAUGUGCUCUUGCUCUGCUUCACUGAUGAGUAUAGACUCCGUGUGUUUUUCGUAGUUUUAAAUGGCACUUUAUAGCGCGCGAUCACGCGAGCGCUCACGAGGGAACGGAGUUGGCGGACCGCAGCCGGUAUGAUUUGCCUGUUUUUGACAAACACUGAGUUGGACCGGAACAGGAGCGAUCAUGUAUUUGGGCCCUAAUACUCCAGAACAUAAACCCUUUCAAUUUGAAUCAGAGAGGAACAUUAAUGAGCAUCACAGAGCUGUCGAUAUUUCACCAAACCAGCAGCAAAAGCUAAAUAAAUAGGAAAGACGUGUUUCUAAUAACAUAUUUUAGUAAAAGAGAAAAGUUGUGGCUUAUUAGAGCCUACAAGUCUUUAAGUCCGAGGUUCCCUUCAAUACCUAAGCAUUUACUGCUUGCCUUAAUACAGUAUGACCGAAUAACUUCAGUUAUCCUUGUGGUGUUGACUUCUCAUCCCAAAACACUGCAUAUGAUGUGAUAUAUUUUCCUGGUUUGUAAAUGAAAAGAUUGGGUCUUACAAGAGGAAAAUGAAACGUUUAUACGUGGUCAGGAUCGUAUUUUUAUUUAUUCACUUUUAGAAUGUUUCAGAAUUAGACGAAUGUACAGUUGAAUUUUUUUUUAAGAGUUACAAUGUCGCCUUUAGCUUUGCUAGCUACCGCGUAAUCUAGCAUUGCAAACAUGGAUAUUUGAAUUCAGUUCUUUCUGGUUAGAAACACAUCAAUGAACAUUAAACAGUCACAGAGCAGCACUUUACCAAAUGUGAUUAUGAAGUGAAGUCGGGCACUAUGUUCUUUGUUCCAAGCACAAUACCUGACCUCCAGAAUUACUAAGGGCUAAUUUUGUUUAUUUACCCUUAAUUGUUCUACCAUGUUCUCUGGUAGUUGUAAUAUAAUACCACAGUUUUGACAGGUGUUUUUUUUUUUUACCAUUUUCUUUGGAAGCAGUGCUGUUAUAGCUUUUAAUGCCAAAUUUUUCUUGCCUCUUUUUUUUUUUUUUUUUAAAUAAAUAUUGUAGGUAAAAACACUCCAUCUUGAAUAUUCAUCACCAUAUUUGGCCAUAUAGUGCAAGACUAUCAUUUUGACAUGCUCUAAUACAAAAGGACCGAAGGAAGAUAGCUAGACUUUCAAUCAUUUCACUUAAUUAGGAGGAUUUAUUAAACUUAUUUUUGCACCCCUUGUAAUAGGUCUUUGUUUGUUUGUUUGUUUUUUAAAUGUGACAACUGUGAUUGUUUGCAAAUGGAUACUGUAAUUUUCGCACUGUAAGACGCACCUGACUAUAAGCCACCACCCACAAAAUUUGGCACGAAAAUGGCUGUCAAGUUGAAAUAGGAAUCCUUAAGUAGACAUUUAUAAUAUUACCCAAAAUAAGGAGAGAAGGCACUCGAUUUAGUUGAAAAGCCUGUAAGGAGAAGGAGGGAAACUAUAUGUAAGAUAUGCUUGAUUGUAUGACAGUGGCGCCUCCAGAAAUUUUUCAUAGGGGUGGCCAGAUUUCAUUCAUUCAUUUCAUUUCAUUCGUUUAUUUCAGGCCAUUAUUCCUUGUCAAGACAACAAAUAUAUACAGCUCAUAUAAUAAAGUAACAAAAAAGAGCAGCAAAGCUGAGUAACAUUACAACAUCAACUACAUGCCUGAAAAGGAGUGGGAAGAAGAAAACUUAUUUAAUCCCACCCCUAUUCUUAUCUAAUUAAGAACAAAAAAUUCUUGCUACUUCCUUCCAAAAAUGUAGGCCACCAAAAAAUCAGUCCAAACAGUUUUGUACCAAAUUUUGUCCCUUGUGAUGAAGUUACCACAGGCAACACCCAAACCAAAAACAAUUUCAUACCAACAUGGUAAAUGAAAGUAAAACCAUACCAACAAUGGUAAAGGCCACAGACACAGGACAACAAAUUAUAAAUGGCAACAAUAACUAUACCAACAACGGUCACGGACAAUAUACCAGCAAUGGUAAAAAACAACCAGCACUCAUUCCAAGACAAUUUAUUGAUGUAAUUAAGACCUUAUUUCGGUAUACUGUGACCAGACCAUAAGUUUGUAUAACCUUUUAAAUUUGUAGAUGGUUUGGCAUUGCUUGUGUUGCAUUCCCAAAUUAUUCCAAAGUUUCACUCCACACACAGACACACAAAAGCUUUUACGAGUUGUUCGAAUUUUUGGUAUUCUGAAGUCUCCAUAUCCUCUCAAGUUAUGAGUUCUCUCUUUCAUUGUAAAAAAGUUUUGCAAUUUAAUUGGUAAUAAUUUAUUGAAUGCUUUAUAGAGGAUUAUUGAGGUAUUAUAAUUUACAAGAUCGUUAAAUUUUAGCAGCUUUGAUUGAAUAAACAAAUUAUGUGUAUGAUCCAAAAACCCGACCUUAUGGAUGAUCCGCACGGCCCGUUUCUGUAAGGUAACUAAAGGAUUUAUCGUGCUCUGAUAAGUGUUUCCCCAGACUUCAACACAAUAUGAGAAGUAUGGGAGAACCAAAGAGCAGAUGGGGCCACUUAAAAUCUUGGGGUGGCCAAAACUAAAAGCCAUAAUUUCAGGUUUUCAAUAUAUUAUUGCAGUAAAAAGGUCAGGGGAAAACUAUCAGAAAGACUUAAGGACACGGUAACUGAUAUACUUUGGUGUAUUGUGUAAUAUUUAAUGUGCAUAGUCCAUAACUGUCGAGUCAACAUUUUGAGUUCCACAACAAUUCGGCUUUAUUGUGUUAUGUAUAAAUUAGGCAUAAGGUGUACAUUUAACUAGGGCUAUCAAACGAUUAAAAUUUUUAAUUGAGUGAAUCACAUCUUAAAAAUGAGUUUAUCGUAAUUAAUCGCAAUUUAAACCAUCUCUAAAAUAUGCCAUAUUUUGAGUUCCACAACAAUUCGGUUUUAUUGUGUUAUGUAUAUAUUAGGCAUAAGGUGUACAUUUAACUAGGGCUGUCAAACGAUUAAAAUUUUUAAUUGAGUGAAUCACAUCUUAAAAAUGAGUAUCGUAAUUAAUCGCGAUUCAAACCAUCUCUAAAAUAUGCCAUAUUUUUCUGUAAAUGAUUGUUGGAAUGGAAAGAUAAGACAAGACGGAUAUAUACAUUCAACAUACUGUACAUAAGUACUGUAUUUGUUUAUUAUAACAAUAAAUCCACAAGAUGGCAUUAACAUUAU
Molecule: messenger RNA, 12549 nt
Organism: Corythoichthys intestinalis (scribbled pipefish)
Lineage: Eukaryota; Metazoa; Chordata; Actinopteri; Syngnathiformes; Syngnathidae
Gene: atp6v0a2b
Product: ATPase H+ transporting V0 subunit a2b
Exons: 20
Coding region: 479-3028 (849 amino acids)
Biological process (GO): proton transmembrane transport; vacuolar acidification
Cellular component (GO): plasma membrane; vacuolar proton-transporting V-type ATPase, V0 domain; vacuolar proton-transporting V-type ATPase complex
Molecular function (GO): ATPase binding; proton-transporting ATPase activity, rotational mechanism
Source: RefSeq, a predicted model, not a curated record